Paraglomus occultum is the source of this 610-nucleotide messenger RNA. The record is from the annotation of a GenBank genome assembly. NCBI's taxonomy places the organism in Eukaryota, Fungi, Glomeromycota, Glomeromycetes, Paraglomerales, Paraglomeraceae.
AUGAGUCUUGGUGUUGCGUUACUUGUCCUGCGGCAAGUACGACGUGCUUACAAUCGACAACAAUUAGAAAGUGAUCCUCCACGACCGAUCGUACGCGGGGACAUGGCAGCACAUUUCAUAACUGCGUACAUCGCUUUAGAGGUACACGUAGCAAACGCUCUUCCGUCACGGGCGAUACACGUUUAUUGGUCGUCAACUCCAAUACUGAAUAACGUAUUCCUUGGAGGCUCUUAUUGGGGAGAUAAGGAUAGCGCCAAGAAGCAUGUUGCCGAGAAAAAGAGCGAACUUGUACCUGCAAUAACGACGAAAUCUUCCAAGACAAAUGGUUUGUUUUUCUGUGUUCUUUACUUGGCGCCCGGAGAUUAUUAUCGGUUUCAUUCACCGAACAAUUGGGUUGUUGAAAAAAGAAGACACUUUGCUGGAGAAUUGCCGUUGGCGAUAUGGGUUUUCUCAAUGGUUGCAGUCGGCGCAACUAACGUUGGCUCAAUAAAAAUAAACUUUGACCCGGCAUUACGUACAAAUAACAAGGAGGACGUAAAUAUCGGCACAUACGUUGAAGUAUCAUAUGAGAAUGCAAAUAAACUUCUAGAAGGGCUGCCGCUUAGAAAAG